AUGGGAGAAGGUGGCAAAGAAAUCAAGGGACUCAGUUUCUUUGAGAACUUCCUACUUAGCGGCGCAGCUGCUGUCAUUGCUAAAACUGCAGCUGCUCCAAUAGAGCGUGUAAAAUUAUUGGUACAGAAUCAAGAUGAAAUGAUCAAACAAGGACGUCUGGAUAGGCCAUACUCUGGUGUUAUUGACUGUACUAUGCGGACAUUUAGGUCUGAAGGCAUAUUACCUUUUUGGCGUGGGAAUUUUCCAAACUGUUUGCGAUACUUUCCUACCCAAGCGUUGAAUUUCGCUUUUAAGGAUAAAGUGAAAUCAGCUUUCAAGCAGACCAAAGAUGACCCGUACUUGGUGUCGUUCUACAAAAAUGUUGUCAGUGGCGGAGCAGCGGGAGCUAUGUCACUUAUCUUUGUCUAUUCCUUAGACUAUGCUCGAACAAGAUUGGCAAAUGACAACAAGUCUGCUAAGAAAGGUGGGACUCGUGAGUUCAACGGGUUGAUUGAUGUCUAUGCCAAAACCUUAAAGUCUGAUGGUAUCGCUGGCCUUUAUAGAGGCUUCGUUAUAUCAUGUGUCGGGAUUGUCGUAUAUAGAGGUUUUUACUUCGGGUUAUAUGAUACUCUGAAACCCAUCUUCCUCGGAUCUGAUGCUGGUGUGACAAUGAGUUUCUUUUUGGGUUACGGUGUUACUGUUACUGCCGGAUUGAUAUCUUAUCCUAUUGACACUAUACGUCGACGCAUGAUGAUGACUUCAGGUCAGGCUGUUAAGUACAAAAGCUCUAUUCAAUGUGCUGCCCAAAUAAUGAAAAAUGAAGGCGCUAUGUCUUUCAUGAAGGGUGCUGGUGCAAACAUAUUACGAGGUGUUGCCGGCGCUGGUGUGUUGGCUGGGUUCGAUAAGUUCAAAGAGCUGUACGCUGAUUUCCGACUUCCAAAGAAACCAACUCCCUAG
Heterobilharzia americana is the source of this 936-nucleotide messenger RNA. The record is from the annotation of a GenBank genome assembly. NCBI's taxonomy places the organism in Eukaryota, Metazoa, Platyhelminthes, Trematoda, Strigeidida, Schistosomatidae.